UUUACCAAAAUAAUUGUCCGGUAUAAAGUUAAAAGAUUCGAAACUGUUAAUUUAUAAUUAUAGAGCCAGAUCUGACGGCCUUUGCGCGAAACAUACGAAAUGUGAGGUUAUGUUUGGAGGAAUUAUUUAUUUGUGUAAAUGGCCGUUAUAUUCCGUAUACAAACGUUUGGGGGGACCUGGUAUAAACAUGUUUUAUCACAUAUCGUUAGAACACGAAAUUUUAUUACACCCUAGAUACUUUGGACCUCAAUUAUUAGAUACAGUGAAACAAAAACUGUAUACUGAAGUAGAAGGCACCUGUACGGGAAAAUAUGGUUUCGUAGUUGCUGUAACAACAAUAGAUAACAUUGGUGCAGGGAUCAUACAGCCAGGACAAGGUUUUGUUGUGUAUCCUGUUAAAUACAAGGCCAUUGUAUUCAGACCAUUUAAAGGAGAAGUAUUAGAUGCUAUAGUAACACAAGUAAACAAGGUUGGAAUGUUUGCUGAGAUAGGGCCACUUUCAUGUUUUAUAUCGCACCAUUCAAUUCCAGCAGAUAUGCAGUUUUGUCCAAAUAUAAAUCCACCGUGCUACAAAUCUAAAGAAGAGGAUGUAAUUAUUCAACCAGAUGAUGAGAUAAGGUUAAAAAUUGUGGGCACAAGAGUCGAUGCAACAGGAAUUUUUGCUAUUGGAACAUUGAUGGAUGAUUAUCUGGGUAAAUAUUUGUUUUAUCAGCCUAGUGAUUUCUUACAAUAUUAUUCAUUUUCAUAACACAUGUUUUCUUUUAUAGGACUUGUGUGUAAUUGAAUGCAAUCAACACAUAGAUUAUUCUAAUGUAAGCUUUGCAUAUAAAUUAAAGUAAUAUUUUAUUAUAAAAUAAUAACUUUUAUGUACCAUAUAAAGUAGGGAAUAUUUAUUUAA
Molecule: messenger RNA, 898 nt
Organism: Bombus huntii
Lineage: Eukaryota; Metazoa; Arthropoda; Insecta; Hymenoptera; Apidae
Gene: Rpb7
Product: DNA-directed RNA polymerase II subunit RPB7
Exons: 7
Coding region: 110-748 (212 amino acids)
Biological process (GO): positive regulation of nuclear-transcribed mRNA poly(A) tail shortening; transcription initiation at RNA polymerase II promoter; positive regulation of translational initiation
Cellular component (GO): P-body; RNA polymerase II, core complex
Molecular function (GO): single-stranded DNA binding; single-stranded RNA binding; translation initiation factor binding
Source: RefSeq, a predicted model, not a curated record